Mollisia scopiformis is the source of this 2515-nucleotide messenger RNA. RefSeq lists its product as uncharacterized. The record is from RefSeq and is a predicted model, not a curated record. Lineage: Eukaryota; Fungi; Ascomycota; Leotiomycetes; Helotiales; Mollisiaceae. The transcript has a single exon. Bases 247 to 2334 code for a protein of 695 amino acids.
GAAACGCCCCUUUUCGCUUAUAUUGCCAAUUGUAACGCAGUCGCGAGCGAGCUGAAAAGCUUGGUGGCUCAAAUUGUCUUAGCCCAGCGCCACACUUGACCCUUCACCGAGAGCCUUGAUUUCAAAUGUCGAUAUUACCUCUACUCGAGAUCGUCAAUCACUGUUUUCAUUUUUUCAUUUAUUGUUUUUGCCAGCAGGGCCUUUGGAGGAGGCAGCAGCUGGAAUUCGAGAGUGAUAUCCUCUACGAUGGCAGGAUAUCAACGAUACGAGCAACUUCCCACAACGAGCAUUGAGCAGCGAAGCAAUUCACCAUAUCGAAAGCCGGUUGCCCCAUUCAACGUCGAACAAUCUCUCCCUUUGGAAUUGACAAAACUUUCUUUUCGCCAGAGAUGGUUCGGUGGACUUCUGUUCACUCUAAGGACUUUGGCUGCGCUCUCAACUUGCAUCCUCAUCAUCAAUGUUGGAUGGUUCGCUUGGGCGAUGAGCAAGUAUGGUGCUGAAAAUGGCUACGGAACCAUUCAAGAAGGCGAUUGUGCGGCGACGAAAUCGCUGAAUACAUGGCUGCAUUUGGCAAUCAAUGCUCUAUCCACAGGACUACUUCUUAGUAGCACAGCAUUCAUGCAACUUGUCAAUUCUCCUUCACGAAACGAGAUUGAUACCGCCCAUCAACAACAAAAAUGGCUUAGUAUCGGCCUUCUCAGUCCUCGAAAUUUCUUCGGUGUAUCGAGAAAGAAAGCAAUUCUUUGCAUCAUACUUGCUCUGAGCUCACUUCCAUUCCAUCUACUAUACAACUCGGUCAUAUUCGCGUCUCUGUCGGCAAAUGAUUACUACUGGGCAGUAGUUACGGAAGGCUUCCUCACUGGCGAUUCAUUUAACCUCACUGCCGCGGAGGAGAGCGGACCAGUUUCUCAAUUUCCUUUGUACGGAGCUGACAACAUCACUUACGACGGACCCGUUGCGCAGCAAGUUCUUGACGCCUACACCAGUAUGCAACAGAAUGCUAGUACCUACGAUCGUCUUGACUUAGCUGCGUGCCUUCAGACAUAUACCAGCCGACUCCUUGUUGAUCGUCGCGAUCUUCUCCUCGUGACUACAGAUCAAAACAGCACGAACUCCAUCCUGGCUUUCUACUCUUCGGAAAUCAGCAGUGAGGGUAGCGAUGAUCCAAUCAACUGGAUUUGUUCAAAUAAUCCAAACACGGAUCGAUCUUCCUGCGAUCCGAGUCCAUUCCUCAAAGAUCCAUCAUCGUGGACCGUUUAUGGCCAUCCAAUUUCGUACUGCUUGAGCGAAAAGGCGCCGGAACCAUGUUCAGUGAAGUUCAGUUCCGGCAUCGCGAUUGCAGUCAUCAUCUGCAACAUCAUUAAAGUGUCUGCAAUGUUCUUCAUUCUUUGGAACAUCGACAUCUCAAGCACCGUAACUUGUACCGGCGACGCAAUUGCAUCUUUUCUGAGUAAAGAGGAUCAAUACACCGGGAACAUGACCAUGGCGAGCAGGCGCGACUUCAACAAACGCGGCUGGUAUAGUGGACAACUCAGCAGCCCACCACGACGAUGGGGAGGUGCAGCAAGCAGAGGCCGUUGGUGUACCACAAUUUUCAUAAUGAUCUUGGCUAUUGUCGUGGUAGUGAUUGUGCUCGCAGCCGCUCUGUCAUCGGCUAGUAUCAAAGGCUACAGUACCUCAAUCAGCUCUCUCUGGAGUCUGGGAAUUGGUACCGUCAACCCAGAACUUCUAGCUUUCUCCGACAAUGCUGGGACGCCAGCUACCAUGGCUCUCCUGGCCAAUGUUCCGCAGCUCAUCCUCGCUUUCAUAUACUUAGUCUACAACGCCAUGUUUAGACUAUUGUUUUCAGCUCAGGAUUAUGCCCUCUUUGCCUUCUCGCCUCAGUGUCUCAUGGUCAGCACUCCGCGAGGGAAGCAGCGCGGAACUUGGUUCCUCGGCUUCCCAUUCUUUUGGGCGGGUCCAAUGCUCGUCCUGCAGACUUUCCUCCAUUGGUUCGUAUCCCAAUCAUUUUUCGUGGUACAAAUUUCUGUUUUCGACGAGUAUGGAGUCCUGGAUAAUGAUUUUGCAUCUAUCUCGAAUUGCGGCUUUUCACCUGUUUCUAUUAUUUGUGCAAUCAUUGUUGCGGGCGUUAUGAUGAUCAUUACAGUGGGUCUGGGGUUCAGAAGACUGAAGAAAGGGAGUCCGCCGGCUGUGGGGAACUGUAGUGCUGCUGUUGCGGCUGCAUGUCACCCCCCUCUCAGGAGUGAGAGAAUGCAGUAUAGGAAGUUGACCUGGACUUCGAGAUCUUGGGGAUCUGGUGUCUUUCAGGGCUUUCUAACGCCAACUGAACCGUAACUUCAUGUUUCACUCGAGUCUUUCGAUUUUGAGAAUGCCAUUUUGUAAAUUGAUAUGCAUUGCUCCUUGUUUCCAGAGUGAUGAUUCGUUACUAAAAUCACCUCACAACUCACCUGAUGGGAGACUUCAUUCCCGCGAUGUCUAGUCCUCUCAGUAGAUGCAUAUCUUGGAAUUGUCCCUU